AUGACCGCCCUAAGCCUAUGGCAUUUUCUGGCCGGAUUCUGGCUCAUCACCAUUGCUUUGUCGCUCGAGGUGACACCCGGCUCGGAUUGUGCGGCAUUGUGUUUAGGUGGAACGAACGAAACGACAGUCGAUACCGCCACUACUGGCACGAACUCGUCCGACAUCGUUUGCGAAGACGCCCAGUAUCACACGACCGGAAAGGGUAUCAAGUUCAAGAACUGUGUUUCUUGUUUGCAAAAGAGUGAGGCGGCCAAGGGGGCCGCAAGCGAUGCCGCUUGGUUCUUGUACAACAUCCGAUAUGCCGUCGAUGUUUGCCUGUUUGAUUUCCCGGACGCGAUCUCUCAUAUCAACUCGCCGUGCAUCAUCAACAGCGCCUGCAGACCGCUCAAGAACGCUCUGACGGCUGGCCUCACCACGCCAGACGCUGCUACGUCGUUCGACUACUGCACAGCCGAUGGGGACAAGUUUUCAAGCUCGAAUUGGUGGUCAUGUGUCAGAUGCUUGCAGUCUAGUGAAGAUCAAAGCUACCUCUCAAAUUUCUUGAUUGCUCUCAAAGCUGGUUGCCAGCAGAAGCCUGCCAACGGGCAUCUGAUCGGCUUGACGGGCCAACUUUUCUCUGACAGUGCGGUCAAUAUUACCGAGCCGACCACGAACACCACGCUGCCGGGAGACGGAGGAGCAUCCUCGACAACGAUGACGACUGGCACCAUUGUGGGCAUCGCCGUCGGUGGCGGUCUUGUAUUCGUUGGCGCCAUCUGUCUUUUCAUCAUUUACUGCCGAAGGCAAAGAAAACAAAAGUUGCUGCAAGGAGGAGAUUCGGACACCCUGCCUCACCAACCCAGGAGUCACUCCAACUCGUUCGUCACGAUGAACAACAGUCCCUACGUCCCGAUAGGGGAUCACAAGAAGUCAUCAUCCAUCAACUCCUACAACUACGAGCUCCAAGAGAAGCAAUCAUUCUCGAACAAUGCCGACUACUACGACAAGAUAGAGCAGGACAUCCAAGCGGGACGUGAGAUGGCGCACUACAACUUCGACCCCCGCUCAAACAAUCACGCCCUCGGCAGCGCUCUCCCAACACACCCCGCAUAUAUUCCUCGAGCCAUGAGCCGCCAGUCAACCCGCGUACCCGAACCCCAGCCUCCCAGUUCGCGAAAGACGAAUACCCCGGACUCAUACGCUCUUCAGACAUACCUAAACGCCGUCAACGAUGAAGGCGUAACAGGCAUCAAAGCUCCGCCGGCAGCAGCAGUAUCGCGCACGCCAUCGCCGGCACAUUCGCACGAAUCACGCGGCUCUCAAGCUGUGCAACCAAAGAUGGUCUCGGUGCCGCCGCCUCCACCUCCUCCGGGACCGCCGACGCGCAAGACAUCGUCAAGGAUACCGUCUCUGGUGCUCCCUUCGGUUCCUCGCAUCCGCGUGCCGAAGAAGUACUCCCCGCCACAGAUCAAGGUGCAAGGCGCGACCCCGAUAGCGGACCAGGGCGAGACCGAGAACAUGCAGAUCUCGCAACCGCUGACCUUCCACCAGGAGAGGUUCGCGGACAGGCCGCUGGCCGGACGAGCGGCGGUCAUUUCGCACGUGGCGCCGGCGAGAGAAGAUCCUCAAGAGUAUGAGGGUGACAUGCCCAUCCGUAGUGGCAAGAGCACACUUUACGGAUAG
This is a messenger RNA of Colletotrichum karsti, 1662 nucleotides long. RefSeq lists its product as uncharacterized. The transcript is spliced from 3 exons. NCBI's taxonomy places the organism in Eukaryota, Fungi, Ascomycota, Sordariomycetes, Glomerellales, Glomerellaceae. The coding region runs from base 1 to 1662 and encodes 553 amino acids. The record is from RefSeq and is a predicted model, not a curated record.